Molecule: messenger RNA, 3451 nt
Organism: Crotalus tigris (Tiger rattlesnake)
Lineage: Eukaryota; Metazoa; Chordata; Lepidosauria; Squamata; Viperidae
Gene: ACOX2
Product: acyl-CoA oxidase 2
Exons: 15
Coding region: 160-2187 (675 amino acids)
Biological process (GO): lipid homeostasis; fatty acid beta-oxidation using acyl-CoA oxidase; very long-chain fatty acid metabolic process
Cellular component (GO): peroxisome
Molecular function (GO): fatty acid binding; FAD binding
Source: RefSeq, a predicted model, not a curated record
AAUUUUGAUUUCGAAACCAGUACUGUACAGCAACUGCAUUCCCUCCAGAGGGAAGCGGUAGUGACUUCGCCAGAGAGAAAGAAAAGGGAAAAGCGGAGGAGGAUCAUAGAGAUAGGACAGAGAAGAAAAGAACGUCUGAAAGGUUCUAAAGUAUUCAGAAUGGAAGCAAAGAAAGCAAAUAUAGUUUCUCCAAAUUCUCCCAGACAAAAUGUGAACCCUGAUCUCGACAUUGAACGAAAAAAUAUCUCUUUCUCCAUUGAGCACCUUACUAAUAUACUGGAUGGCGGAUCAAACAAUACCAAGCUUCGGAGGGAAGUUGAGGCUGUGCUCGAGGCUGAUCCAGAAUUUAGCCCUGAAAACCGGUAUUUCCAGAGCCAAAAUGAAAGAUAUGAAACAGCUAUCAGAAAAUCUGUUUACCUCUCCCAAAAGAUGGCUAAAAUGGGAUGGAUUGCAGAUAGCCGAGAACAGUACUACUGCUUUAAGUUUCUGGCUGAAGAUUUGGCAUUUAACAUACACAUAGUCUUUAUAAAGAGCAUUUUGGCUUUAGGCACUGAUGAACAGAUCAACAAAUGGAUUCCUUUAGCAAAUAAGAAUUUCAUCAUAGGGACCUACGCCCAGACUGAAUUGGGACAUGGAUCUAAUCUUCGGGGCUUGGAGUCCACAGCCACAUUUGAUGUGGCCACUCAGGAGUUUAUCCUAAACACGCCAAGCGUCUCUUCCAUGAAAUGGUGGCCAGGAGACUUGGGCCGAACUGCAACUCAUGCUGUGUUUUUUGCUCAGCUUUAUCUGAAAGGACAUUGUUAUGGCAUGCAUCCAUUCAUCGUACAAAUCCGCAGUCUCAGAGAUCAUUCUCCAGGUCAAGGAAUAACUUUAGGGGAUAUAGGUCCCAAAAUGGGCUUUGAGAAUAUUGACAAUGGCUUUCUCAUCCUGAAGAAUGUCCGUGUUCCAAGAGAAAACAUGUUGGCCAAAUUCUCUCAGGUUCUACCAGAUGGUCAGUAUAAGAAACAAGGAUCUGACAAGAUCAACUAUUUGACUAUGAUUGUGGUUCGGGUGAACAUGCUUCAGGGUACAGUUAUCCCCUGUCUGAUGAAGGCUUGUACCAUUGCUAUCCGAUACUCCGUGGUGCGUCGGCAAUCUGAGCUAAAACCAGGUGAACCAGAGGCUAAAGUUUUGGACUAUCAGACUCAGCAGCAGAAGCUUUUUCCCCAGCUGGCCACUGCAUAUGCCUUUCACUUUGUCUGCAACUAUCUGCUGGGCAUUUUCAAAAGAUGCUACAUACAGACCAAUGAAGGAAAAUUUGACUUGCUUCCAGAGCUUCACGCCCUGGCAGCAGGCAUAAAAGUGAUCACUACCAACUAUUGCUCAGAAGGAGUGGAGGUGUGUCGAAAGGCUUGUGGGGGACAUGGCUACUCUCUUCUCAGUGGCUUGCCUUCCCUUUAUAUGAAAGUGAUCCCGUCUUGUACUUACGAGGGAGAAAAUACUGUUCUUCUGCUGCAAACAGCCAGAUUUCUUAUAAAAUGCUAUGGAAUGGCACAAAUGAGCCAGCCACUUCCUUCAUCAGUUGCCUACUUUUCUUCGGUGAAUUCUGGAAGAUGUCAAGCCCAGGAAAAAAAGGAUUUCCUAAAUCCUGAUAUUUACACAGAUGCCUAUAAGCAUCGAGCCUUCAGGGGUGUAAGAAAUGUGGCAAACAAGCUUCGGCAGUUGGUUGAGGAAGGAAAAGGACAACAUGAAGCCUGGAACCAGUGCACUGUGCAGCUAGCAAAAGCUGCGAUGGCUCACAGCCAUUACAUCGUGGUACAAAAAUUUACUGAAGAGUUGGGGAAACAUGCAAAAGGAUCUGCUAUCCAGAGGGUCCUCAAAAAUCUCUGUGACCUCUUUGCACUACAUGGGAUUUUCUCUAAUGCAGGAGAUUUUAUGCAGGAUGCGUAUUUUUCUACAGAGCAAAUUGACAGGGUGACUGAAACCUACCUGGACCUCUUGGCAGUCAUUCGGAAAGAUGCUGUACCAUUAGUGGAUGCCUUUGACUUUUCUGAUGCAUGUUUAAAUUCAGCCCUGGGAAGCUAUGAUGGCCAUGCCUAUCAAAGACUUUAUGAGUGGGCCAAGAAAUCACCGACCAAUCAGCAGGAUGAUCGGGUCUUCAAGACAUACUUAAAACCACUUUUCCAGAAUGCUCUUUCCAAGCUAUGAAGAGGGGUCUGGCAUGGAGCAACUCUUUCCAAAAACACCUUCCAAGCAACACUGUCGAUUUUCCUUAAUAAGCCCACAUAAUGUAAUUGUAGACUGCCUUUAAGCUGGGUAACAGCAGACUCAAUUGUCUCAAAGGUGCUUUUUCCAAAAGUCAACUGGACUUUUGUUUUUUUUUUUCCCUUUGAAGACAUUUUACUUCUCAUCCAAGAAGCUUCUUUAGAAGUGAAAUAAAGUGACGUGAAGAAGCUUCUUGGAUAAGAAGCUAAAUGUUUUUAAGGGGGGGGGACAAGAAAGUCCAGUUGUCUUUUGGAAAAAGCACCUUUGGGACAACCAUGACCUGGAUGACUGGGAAUCUCCAUGAACAGCAGACUCCUUUUGUUAUACAAAAAAGCAGGCUCUGAUUCCCAAAGAGCAUGUGAUGGUGGGAUGUUCACAAGAUGGUUCCCCACCAAAUAGUGAUCCUGUAUUCAUUUUCCAUUCUCUAUGAAGUCAGAACCAGGAAAAAGCCAUACACAUUCCCCAACAGAGCCUUCUCCAUCCUGAUAUCCUUCAAAUAUACUAGACGGCAACUAUCCACAGGGAAGUUGUAUUCCAUGUUAUUUGGAACUAGGAAAGGAUGCCCUAAAGCAGUAAUGAUGGGGUGCUAAUAGGAAAGAGUUCGUAUAGUUGGGUUGGGGGUGGUGCUUUUGAGUCAGGGCAGAUUUCUAACAAAUGCCUAGACUAGUCCUUGCAAUUGAAAGGAUGAGAGAGAGAGAUUGGUCCAAGGUCACCAAUUGAAUUUGUACCUAAAGUGGCACUAGAACUCACAGUCUUCUGGUUUUUAACCCAGUGCCUUAAUCAUUACACUAAACUAGUUCUCAUGAAAGUUUUAGGGCUUACUUAAUUUUUGAAAAAGUUAUUGGAGACUUACUAGAGUUACAGACCAAAUCAAUGUCACAAAAUGACCCUGAGAUAACAUUGCUGGGGGGGGCAGUUACUGGUUGAGUACAUGCUGACAUUAAAUCUGAUUUUGUUUUACUUAAUAAAUGCAUUCUCAGAACCAAACACAUCAUAUAUAGUGAGCUACCUCUCCCUUCCAUCACUUCUAAAAUCAUGAAACUUGAUUCUUUUUCUUACUACGCAUAAUACAAAUGAUUGCUAUUUUAUCUUGCGACUGUUGACACUGGAUUCAGAUCUGCAUUCAGACUGGGUCUCAUUUCAACUGUGUUUUGGACAUUUGCUAUUUCUCCAUCUUUUACAAAUAAAGUGGAAAAAAUCACACUGA